This is a messenger RNA of Exophiala dermatitidis NIH/UT8656, 1453 nucleotides long. RefSeq lists its product as uncharacterized. The coding region runs from base 469 to 1362 and encodes 297 amino acids. The record is from RefSeq and is a predicted model, not a curated record. NCBI's taxonomy places the organism in Eukaryota, Fungi, Ascomycota, Eurotiomycetes, Chaetothyriales, Herpotrichiellaceae. The transcript is spliced from 2 exons.
AUUUCCAAUCAGCUCGCUUAGCCAUGGAAGAUUGCCAUCCUCCUGGGAAACGCUUCAUUGCCGGGGUGUACGUCUCGAAGCGAUAAAUAGUGGAAAAGGGGGGGUUGAGAUUGAAUGGGCAGACCUAGUUGCCAACCGCUUUCUGGUUGCAGCCCUGGUUUCAAGAUAUCGAAUCAAUCAGGAACCCCAGACAAGCGACCGAACCGACCAACUGCCGACGAAAUCUAACUAGUUGUAGAUGUUGCUCCUAUUCCAGCUGACUUGCGCCCAGUUCGCAUGGGAAUUGGAGCGGUGCGUCCUUCCUAGUCCUAGUAGAUGUCCUUGUUAUUCAUUGCUGGAUGGGCUUUCGACACCUCAGUCUAUAAGCUGUCCUCGGACGACAGCCAAGCGCUUUUUGGGAAGCAUAUUCCCUUUCACUUGAGGAGUCCAACAGGUUGAGGUACGGCCUUCGUGCCGACAAGAUUUGUGAUGGUUCGCCGACGUGUUUUCUCGUGCCUCUUCACAUUCUUCACAUAUGUGGCAUGUCAAACUAUCGCCUCGGACGAUGGCUACACCGGAUACUCCCUUUCCGUUACUGGGGACGAAGAAUCAGCCGUCUACGAGACAACCAACACCGAUACCUCCAACGGCACGGCGGUAACGCCUCCAGAUGUGUUUCUCAACGCGAGUGUCCACGUGGGCGAGAUCGACAUCACCGUGUCGAAUUUGACGGCAAAGAUCAAUAUCGACGCUCAGGUGCUGUCACUGUUACAGUUCAAUGCAGGCGUCGACCUGAGCAUCAACCGCGUUGCGUUGACCAUCCAAAAUGUCUCGGCCAGAGUGGAACUGGAAGCACGCCUGGAGAAUUUAGUCCUGAUGAUUAACGACACCCUCAACUCGAUCGACCUAAACCCCAUUAUUGCCACAAUUGGCUCGGAUGUUGGGAGUCUAGUCAACAACACUCUGGGUGCUGGCGGCAGCGGUGAUUCCUCUUCUGGAGCAAGUGACCUGAGCGCACGUUCCUUCGACCUGGACGAGGGCAUCUUAUAUUCGGUGAAUGAUUACAGCGGCAACACACAUACCAACCGCAUCUUGGCCCAGUCUGGCGACAUUGUCGACCAAUCUCUUCACAAUGACGGCUCCGUGUACGGUUCACAAGUGGUCGGAUCGUACUGGCACGACAUGACUUUCACUGGUCGAGAGAGAACCGUGAUAUAUAACGGAGAGAACGUCCGUGAGCUUGAAUACACGUACACCCCGUUCAACGGGCUGAGCGUGAUUGUUGCCGUCUUUUUGGAUAGCCAGGGUAAUGUUGUUGGAACGAAAGUCCUGAGCGAGUUGGAGGGUGGAGGGUCGAGUACUAUCGCCAAUGAAGAGGACUGAAGCUGUCAAUCAUGGUAGAGACGGUGCAAGUUAGGAAGAUGCCGUAGCUCAGUGUUCAUCCGGCACAAAUCUACAUCUUUUGAACCGCUCA